Messenger RNA from Geodia barretti, 306 nucleotides. NCBI's taxonomy places the organism in Eukaryota, Metazoa, Porifera, Demospongiae, Tetractinellida, Geodiidae. The record is from the annotation of a GenBank genome assembly.
AUGCAGAUGAUGCAAGAAAAGGCGGCAACCCCGGAGGAUAUGCAGGUCCAGAUGCAAGCCUGGAUGGAAUGGGCUGGCCGGUGCGGCGAAGGUCUGCUUGAAAUGGGCGGGCCCAUGGUUGGAAACCUGAAGUUGACCAAUGAGGGCGGCUUUCCCAGCGACAAGAAUGUAGUGGGCUACUCGGUUUUACAGGCCGAAGAUAUGGCCGGGGCGCAAGCCAUGCUGGAAGGUCAUCCACACCUGGGGCUGGAUUCCAGUUGCGAGAUUGAAACCCACGAGGUUAUGCAGAUGCCGGACAAGGCGUGA